This is a messenger RNA of Coregonus sp. 'balchen', 14590 nucleotides long. The record is from the annotation of a GenBank genome assembly. Lineage: Eukaryota; Metazoa; Chordata; Actinopteri; Salmoniformes; Salmonidae.
AUGGUCCGCAUCUCAAACGCCCUGGGUUUGGUCAUAUUGAUUGUUGCUCUUCUCAUUUUAUCCUUAAUAAGUUAUGUGUCCAUUAGAAAGGACAGCAUCUUCUCUUCCACAAAAUAUGACAACAUGGGAGGACCACCACGGAUAAUGUUCCACGCAGGAUUUCGGUGAGUAGGCUAAACCAAGACCUUGAAGCUCAUACUUGUUUCUUUUGAUAUGACUCAAAACCCCUGAAAUUGUCAGAGAAGAUGUGAUUUAUGUCACUGACAAGGCGCACGCGUGACAAUUUUUCCCCCAACAAUCUUUAUGAUCGAUUAUGUCCACAUUGUUCUGUAGGCUAUGGCAUUAUAUGGCUAACUGCAUCAGAGGAGUCAGGGCCUUAAUAAAUAAUCAAAAUAAAGAAUAUUCCUCUGCACGCGGCAGUAGCCUAAUCUAAUGCAAAUCCCUGCAUCAAUUACAUUUCAUUUUUUUAUGAAAAUUCAACUGUAGAAUCAUUGACAGGAGGUUAGUGUUUAAAUGUUUUUUUUUAAAUGUCCAUAUGUGACAAAAAAUCGUUGCUCCACUAGGAGCCCGAUUUCAAACAAGAGAACUGUCCAAGGUGCUGAAUGAUCGAAUCGUGCCUAUUGUGACAAGACCACGCCUGAAUGCAUGCUAUGAAUGGCUUUGGUCAGUGCUGUCUGGAAUCCUUGGGACGUCCAUACCUUAAACCCUUAACCCCUACCCUAACCUUAACCCUUACCUAACCCUAACCUUAACCCUUAACUUAACCAUUUUAAAUGUCAACUUCAAUGUGGUAGGGAUGUCCCACGGAUCCCGGAUAGCACGGACUGAAUGGGUUUGGAUACGUAAUAAAUAAUCGAAAUAAAUAAUAUUACUCUGCACGCAGCAGUAGCCUAAUCUAAUGCAAAUCCCUGCAUCACUUACAUUUAUGAAAAUUCAACUGUAGAAUCAUUGAAUGUCCAUAAGAAUGUCCAUAAGUAUUCACCCCCCUUGGAUUGUUUUUCUUUACAUUUUAUUGCCUUACAAAGUGAGAUUGAAAUGGAUUUAAUGUGUAUUGUUUGUCAUUGAUCUACACAAAAUACUCCAUAAUGUCAAAGCGAAAAGAACAUUCUACAAAUGUUUCCAAAUGAAUACAAAUUCAUUAACUAAAAUAUAGGCUAACGUUAGUCUUUGCAUAAGUAUUCACCCCCUUUGUUUAGGUAAGCCUAAAUUAGUUUAGGAGUAAAAUUUGGCUUAACAAAUCACAUAAUAAGUUACAUGGACUCACUCUGUGUGAAAUAAUAGGGAUUGAUAUGAUGUUUGAAUGACUACCCCUUCCUCUGUCCCCCAUACAUGCAACCUCUCUAAGGUCCCUCAGUCAGGUAUUGAAUUUUGAGCACAGAUUCAACUACAAAGACCAGGGAGCUUUUCCGAAAGCCUCAUAAAGAAGGGCAGUGAUUGGUAGAUGGGUAACAAUAACUAAUCAGACAUUGAAUAUCUCUUUAAGCAUGGUCAAGUUAAUAAUUAUGCUGUGUAUGAUGUAUUAAGCCACAAAGACACAACAAAGAUACAGUCAUCAUUCUGAAUUGAGCUGCAGGACAGGAAGGAACUGCUCAGGGAUGUCACCAUGAAGAACAGCUACAGAGCUACAGACUGAUGGGAGAAAACUGAGGAUGGAUCAACAACAUUGUAGCAACUCCAAAAUAAUGACCUAAAUGACUGAAUGAGUGAAAAUAACAAUACAGAGUAAAUAUAAAGAAUAUAAAUAUUUUAAAAACAUGCAUCCUGUAUGCAACAAGGCACUAAAGUUAUACUGCAAGAAAACACGGCAAAGGAAUACACUUUUUGGCCUAAAUGCAAAUUGUUAUGUUUGGGGCAAAUCUGCCUCCUUAGUUUCAUAAAAAGAAACGGGAUUGCGCAAAGCACAUGCAAAAAUCCUAUUGGAAAACCUGCUUCAGUCUGCUUUACACCAGACACUGGGAGAUGAAUGACCCUUUCAGCAGGACAUUGACCAGGCCAAAUCUACACUGGAGUUGCUUACCAAGAAGCCAGUGACUGUUCCUGAGUGGCCAAGUUAAAGUUUUGACUGAAAUCUGCUUGAAAAUCUAUGGCAAGACUUGAAACUUGCUGUUUAGCCAUGACCUCCAACACAUUGAAAGAGCUUGAAGAAUGUAGAAGAAUAAUAGGCAAAUAUUGCACAAUCCAGGUGUACAAAGCUCUUAGAGACCUACACAAGAAGACACACAGCUGUAAUCACUGCCCAAGGUGUUUCUAACAUAUAUUGGUUCAGGGGGUGAAUACUUUUCUAAUCAAGGUAUACUAGUGUUUCAUUUUUCAUUAGAAAUGUUACUUUUUUUGACAUUUUGAUAUUACAGAGUAUUUUGUGUAGAUCGUUGACAAAAAAUGGAAAUUAAAUCCACUUUAAUUCCACUUUGUUACACAAUAAAAUGUGAAGAAAUCCAAGGGGGUGAAUACUUAUGAUACCCACUGUAAUGCUUACAGUACAUGCUGACAAUAUCAACAGUGUCUUUACUAAGGGAAACCCUAUUCCUCUCAGGUCACAGUUUGCCCUGAAUUUCCUGGACCCAUCCUUCAUCCCAUUAACCCAUGCUCUGAACGAGGAGCUGCAAGGGAAACCCUCCAAAUGGAAAUUCAAUAGGACAGCUUUUUAUCAGCAAAGGUAUUAUGAUUAUGUGGGAUAUCUGUAAUAAUCUGUAGAAACAUUUAUAUUGUUUGUAAAGCAGUUUAACAGAAUACUGUUUGUGUUUAGUAAAACAUUACAGUUUAUUUGCCAUUUGCAGUUGGCUACAUAACUGCAUUUUGUUGAAACAGCAGCUGUGAGCUGAUAUUUUGAUCUGUUUACUACCUUUCAGGAAAGAGAUCUUCCAUUACAUCGAUGUGGCCAACAACUUCUCCCUCACCAAGAACGGUGUGCGCGUCGGCCAGCUGAUGCACUUCGACUUCUCCAGUCACAAGUAUGUCUUCUCCAUAAACAACAACCUGAAGUCACUGCUUCCUGAUGCUUCGCCCAUCCAGAACAAGCACUACAACGUGUGUGCCGUGGUGGGUAACAGUGGGAUCCUGACAGGCAGUCACUGUGGGCCAGAGAUCGACAGCGCCGACUUUAUCUUCCGCUGCAACUUCGCCCCUACCGACUCCUACUACAAGGAUGUGGGCCGGAAGACCAACCUCACCACCUUUAACCCCAGCAUCCUGGAGAGGUACUACAACAACCUGCUGACCAUCCAGGACCGGAACAACUUCUUUCUCAACCUGAAGAAGCUGGAGGGGGCCAUUUUGUGGAUCCCUGCGUUUUUCCUCCACACCUCGGCCACCGUCACACGGACCCUGGUGGACUUCUUUGUUGAGCACAAGGGGCAGCUGAAGAUCGAGCUGGCCUGGCCGGGAAACAUCAUGCAGGAUGUCAACAAGUAUGGAGUAUGGAGGGACUGAGUUUAUUGUGCCAGAGUUCUGAGCAUCAGAGCAGUCAUGAGUGGUUUUGUUCUCACUUUGACACCCUUGUUACUACAAACUGUACAGUCAAAAAAAAUGCUGGGUUGCAGGCAUUGGGUCACUUAGUUGGGUUGUGUUCUUUAAAAAGAGUGAGGUUGGGUUGUUGAUGCUGGGUUAUUGAGAUAUAAUCCAACAGAGGCAUGGCUUAAUAGGGGCAUGGCUUUCAGAUAGUUAUUUUUGGCCACUUGUGAUAGUAAAUGUAAUUUCUGUUCAUCUGUUCUAUUGUAUUAUUACAGCAUGUUAAGGUUGAACACUGACAGUUUUGAAGCGUUUAUGAGGCUUACAGAAGGCCUACAGAAGUUGAUGUGUUCCUAAAAGGAAAACUCCACCCAAAAACCAUAUUUUGGUAUUUGUUUCAAAAUGUUUUGCAUGUCAGCAAUCAAGUUAAGAUAUAUAACUUUCAAAAUAUAGAAAUACAGCCGGUAUGAUUCAUUUUGCAUCAUAUGAUGCUACGCCCCUAAUAAGCCACUGUUACGUUCCCCAGCAAGAAAACCAAAUAAUGUCGCUCAAACAGAGUCACUGACCACAACCAAAAUGAAACAGGUGGGGUUUUAGGAGGGGUUCUGAAAGACACUCAUGGGGGUGUCCACUGAAAGUUGACUAGCAACAACAGCUGGGACCUAAAAGACACCCACCAAUGAGCGCCCACUAAAUGUGCCCAAGAACAGGCAAACAAAAUAAAAAGUGGAGCAAGACAAAAACAGGGAAGAUCAGAUAAAGGAUUGUAUUUCUAGAAAUCAAAUAGGGAGCGCCAACAAAAAGUGUUAACUCUCUACAUCUCUCAAGACAACUGGAGCACUGGGCCAGCCACUCUCAAAUAUCACCUGGGUCAGCACAGGUGAAACACCUUCCCACUAACGAGAUGACAACGAGGUGACACCAAUCGGUGCGCCCCACGUGCUAACGUGCUAAUGUUUAUCCUCAAAAUAUACAUGGAAAAACCAAAGCCUGUAACACCUUCCUCCUUAAGACAACAAAUAUAACCCAUAUGUUUGUUGGACAAGUUUGCUCACAACCAACAGAAAAUAACCUCCAUCUCACAACAUGAUCAACUUAAAUGCGUCGCUACUUAAAUGCGUCACCUUCUCCAAUAUAAAUAUGGUGUCUACUGGCUGUCAAUAACAGCCACUUUUUUAUUUUUAUAUAUAUGUACUUUAAAAAAUAUAUAUACACUACUGGUCAAAAGUUUGGACACACCUACUCAUACAAGGGUUUUUCUUACAUUGUAGAAUAAUAGUGAAGACAUCAAAACUAUGAAAUAACACAUAUGGAAUCAUGUAGUAACCAAAAAAGUGUUAAACAAAUCAAAAUGUAUUUUAUAUUUGAGAUACUUCAAAGUAGCCACCCUUUGCUUUGAUGACAGCUUUGCACACUCUUGGCAUUCUCUCAACCAGCUUCAUGAGGUAGUCACCUGGAAUGAAUUUCAAUUAACAGGUGUGGCUUCUUAAAAGUUAGUUUGUGGACUUUAUUUCCUUCUGAAUGCGUUUGAGCCAAUCAGUUGUGUUGUGACAAGGUAGGGGUAGUAUACAGAAGAUGGCCCUAUUUGGUAAAAGACCAAGUCCAUAUUGUGACAAGAACAGCUCAAAUAAGCAAAGAGAAAUGACAGUCCAUCAUUUCUUUGAGACAUGAAUGUCAGUCAAUACUGAACAUUUCAAGAACUUUGAAAGUUUCUUCAAGUGCAGUCGCAAAAAUCAUCAAGGGCUAUGAUGAAACUGGCUCUCAUGAGGACUGCCACAGGAAAGGAAGACCCAGAGUUACCUCUGCUGCAGGGAAUAAGUUCAUUAGAGUUACCAGCCUCAGAAAUUGCAGCCCAAAUAAAUGCUUCACAGAGUUCAAGUAACAGACACAUCUCAACAUCAACUGUUCAGAGGGGACUGUGUGAAUCAGGCCUUCAUGGUCGAAUUGCUGCAAAGAAACCACUACUAAAGGACACCAAUAAGAAUAAGAGACCUGCUUGGGCCAAGAAACACGAGCAAUGGACAUUACACCGGUGGAAAUUUGUCCUUUGGUCUGGAGUCCAAAUUGGAGAUUUUUGGUUCAAACUGCCCUGUCUUUGUGAGACGCGUUGUGGGUGAACGGAUGAUCUCCACAUGUGUAGUUCCCACCGUAAAGCAUGGAAGAGGAGGUGUUAUGGUGUGGGGGUGCUUUGCUGGUGACACUGUCUGUGAUUUAUUUAGAAUUCAAGGCACACUUAACUAGCAUGGCUACCACAGCAUUCUGCAGCAAUACGCCAUCCCAUCUGGUUUGGGCUUAGUGGGACUAUCAUUUGUUUUUCAACAGGACAAUGACCCAACACACCUCCAGGCUGUGUAAGGGCUAUUUGACCAAGAAGGAGAGUGAUGGAGUGCUGCAUCAGAUGACCUGGCCUCCACAAUACCCCAACCUCAACCCAAUUGAGAUGGUUUGGGAUGAGUCGGACGGCAGAGUGAAGGAAAAGCAGCCAACAAGUGCUCAGCAUAUGUGGGUAUUUUGAUUUGUUUAACACUUUUUUGGUUACUACAUGAUUCCAUAUGUGUUAUUUCAUAGUUGUGAUGUCUUCACUAUUAUUCUACAAUGUAAAAAAUAGUAAAAAUAAAGAAAAACCCUUGAAUGAGUAGGUGCGUCCAAACCUUUGACUGGUAGAGUAUGUAUACAGUGAGGGAAAAAAGUAUUUGAUCCCCUGCUGAUUUUGUAUGUUUGCCCACUGACAAAGAAAUGAUCAGUCUAUAAUUUUAAUGGUAGGUUUAUUUGAACAGUGAGAGACAGAAUAACAACAAAAAAAUCCAGAAAAACGCAUGUCAAAAAUGUUAUAAAUUGAUUUGCAUUUUAAUGAGGGAAAUAAGUAUUUGACCCCUCUGCAAAACAUGACUUAGUACUUGGUGGCAAAACCCUUGUUGGCAAUCACAGAGGUCAGACGUUUCUUGUAGUUGGCCACCAGGUUUGCACACAUCUCAGGAGGGAUUUUCUCCCACUCCUCUUUGCAGAUCUUCUCCAAGUCAUUAAGGUUUCGAGGCUGACGUUUGGCAACUCUAACCUUCAACUCCCUCCACAGAUUUUCUAUGGGAUUAAGGUCUGGAGACUGGCUAGGCCACUCCAGGACCUUAAUGUGCUUAUUCUUGAGCCACUCCUUUGUUGCCUUGGCCGUGUGUUUUGGGUCAUUGUCAUGCUGGAAUACCCAUCCAUGACCCAUUUUCAAUGCCCUGGCUGAGGGAAGGAGGUACAUGGCCCCGUCCAUCGUCCCUUUGAUGUGGUGAAGUUGUCCUGUCCCCUUAGCAGAAAAACACCCCAAAGCAUAAUGUUUCCACCUCCAUGUUUGACGGUGGGUUCUUGGGGUUAUAGGCAGCAUUCCUCCUCCUCCAAACACGGCGAGUUGAGUUGAUGCCAAAGAGCUCCAUUUUGGUCUCAUCUGACCACAACACUUUCACCCAGUUCUCCUCUGAAUCAUUCAGAUGUUCAUUGGCAAACUUCAGACGGUCCUGUAUAUGUGCUUUCUUGAGCAGGGGGACCUUGCGGGCGCUGCAGGAUUUCAGUCCUUCACGGCGUAGUGUGUUACCAAUUGUUUUCUUGGUGACUAUGGUCCCAGCUGCCUUGAGAUCAUUGACAAGAUCCUCCCGUGUAGUUCUGGGCUGAUUCCUCACCGUUCUCAUGAUCAUUGCAACUCCACGAGGUGAGAUCUUGCAUGGAGCCCCAGGCCGAGGGAGAUUUUCAUUUAUUUUGUGUUUCUUCCAUUUGUGAAUAAUCACACCAACUGUUGUCACCUUCCACCAAGUUGCUUGGCGAUGGUCUUGUAGCCCAUUCCAGCCUUGUGUAGGUCUACAAUCUUGUCCCUGACAUCCUUGGAGAGCUCUUUGGUCUUGGCCAUGGUGGAGAGUUUGGAAUCUGAUUGAUUGAUUGCUUCUGUGGACAGGUGUCUUUUAUACAGGUAACAAACAGAGAUUAGGAGCACUCCCUUUAAGAGUGUGCUCCUAAUCUCAGCUCGUUACCUGUAUAAAAGACACCUGGGAGCCAGAAAUCUUUCUGAUUGAGAGGGGGUCAAAUACUUAUUUCCCUAAUUAAAAUGCAAAUCAAUUGAUAACAUUUUUGACAUGCGUUAUUCUGGAUUUUUUUGUUGUUAUUCUGUCUCUCACUGUUCAAAUAAACCUACCAUUAAAAUUAUAGACUGAUCAUUUCUUUGUCAGUGGGCAAAUGUACAAAAUCAGCAGGGGAUCAAAUACUUUUUUCCCUCACUGUAUAUAUAUAUAUAUAUAUAUAUAUUUAUUUAUUGCCUAAAACUCCGACGUUUUUGAGAGACAUAGGAAAAGUCAAGUACGUUUCUAUAACUCUCAUCCCCUUGGAACAAUCCCAAACAAAACGAAUCACCAAAACGGCAAAACGUGCAGUCAAAAUAAAUUGUGAGCUAGGGCUACACACUGGCCAAACACAAAACACAAAACCUAUUGACUGCCCACCCUUGAAAGACAAUCAGCAACCAAGUUCUCCUUACCACGGACAUGUCUGAUUUCAAGGGGAAACUCCUGCAAUAUCCGUAGUAACUUUCCUCUCAUGAUUUUCCUCAGUGGAAUGGCCUCAGGGAAACGAGUGGCAGCGCACAUGUUGGUCAAGAGAAACUGGUUACUACUCUUUGCUUUGGGCAAUGGACCAACACAAUCCAACAGAACCCUGCUGAAAGGUUAAUCAAAAGCAGGAAUAGGCUGCAAAGGUGCAACCGGCACAGCUUGGUUCAGUUUACCCGGCAAACGUGACAGGAUUUACAGUAAGACACAACAUCCUGUUUCAGACCAGGCCAGAAGAAGUUACGUAAGAUACGGUCAUACGUCUUGUUGACUCCAAGAUGGCCUGCCACGCUACCAUUGUGAGCCAACCUCAGUAUCUCUUGUCGAAGCAUAACUGGAACGACAAUUUGAGAUACACUGGGCCAAUCGUCUUGCCCAGAAGUGGCGCGAGAACGCCAUUUCCUCAUUAGAACACCUCUGUCAAAGUAACCCUCACAAACUUAAUCAAACUCCUCCUCUGGACGUAUCUCAGCAAAAAAAGGGGAGAGGGAAACAGCUUUACUCUGUUCAGCAAUCAGCUGCUUCCUAGACAUCAAAUUAUUAACGGUAGGGACCCUCUCUUCCUUCAGCGGUCCUACAAACUUGCCCACCUUUGGGGUUUUCAAAGGAGAGGUCAACUCAGGAGUUUUACAGAAAUCAGGAUCACACAAACGUUUCAGACAGAUCGACCAUGGUGGGAUUGCUGACAUCCUCCUCAACACUAGACUUGCUCCCGGCGACUUUCUUAGACAUAGCACGUGUAACGGCAUAUGCUGGGAACACUCUAGGGUACUUUUCUGAUAACCCAUCAGGUUCCUCUACUCUAGGUUACUUACAAACGACAGGAUUUGGCAUUACCUUCCUUCUAGCCAAAUUGUUUUCAAAAAUGAAUGAGACCCCGUUCCCCGGUAGGCUAGGCCUCACUCCAAUGACAACGGAACCAGAAAUAAGAUCACACUCGAGUUCCACAUUAUACAAAUGAACUUCCAUGCAACCCAUCUCCACAGCUUGUACUAACAUACUGUAACCAGUUGCUGAAGUGUCAGACAAAGGCAAAACACCCUCCAAAAUGAAUAACUGGGCUGCCGCAGUGUCUCGCAGUAUCUUCACCGGCUGCUUAACAGCAUCGCCACUCUGCAGAGACACAAACCUGUCUGAAACAAAGGGUUCAUACACAUCUGAUACAAAAUCUUGUUUAGGAGAUACACCAGUCCCAACCUCUCUCUCAUUCUUCUGCUUCAACUUAGGACACUGAGAGACAAUGUGUCCUUUCUCACGGCAGUAAUGACAAAACUGGCGGAUACAAAAAAAUAGUUUUCUGCUGAUCUUUAUCUUUGGGCACUGUAGAAAAGGACUGAAACCUCGCAGUAGGAGGGGACUUCUCUGGAUUGCUUUUUGCGUAAGGAUAAGUACUGGGUGCUUUAUUUGUGAAGGUAGUUUUAUGUGUCAACACAAACUCAUCUGCCAGAACUGCAGCCUUCUUAAGAGUGAGAUCCUUGUACUCAUAAAUGUAGGUAGCAACCCUUUCGUGAAGGCUAUUUUUGAACUGCUCGAGAAGAAUGAGUGUCUUUAAAUCCUCAAGGUUCUUUACCUCUUGAGAACCACAACACUGAUCAAAAAGACCUGCUUGUUCACUUGCUAAAUCAACAUGGCUUUGUGAUUCUAUCUUUCAUAAUUUACAGAACUGUUGUCUGUAUGCCUCUGGGACCAACUCGUAAACCCGAAGGAUAGCAGCUUUAAAAGUUUCAUAAUCUGAACUCUGGUCAAGAGAUAAAGCGAUGUACACUUUCUGACUUUUCCCACAAGAACACUUUGUAGGAGCAGUGACCAAAUCUCUCGCGGCCAUUUUAGGGAUGUGGCAAUCUGCUCAAACAGAGUAAAAUAUACAUCCACCUCCUUUUCAUUGAAAGGUGGUACAAGUCGGCUGUUCCGACCAAGAUCAAACUCUGUUGAGGGUGCAGGAUGGCCUGAUUGGAUUCGGAGCGCUUCCAGAUCCAUCUCUCUUAAUCGAAUGGCAUGCGCACGUUCUUCUUGUUCUUGUUCUAGUCUGGCUUCAUAUUCUCAUUCCCUUUCCCUUUCCUUGUGCUCGUGCUCUAAUUUCUGUUGUUCCCAUUUUGCCUUUAGUUCUACCUCUCGCAGUUGCAUGUCUAUGGGGUGUACUCUACCAUAUCUAUCUCUAUGGGGUGUACUCUACCACCCGUAGGACCCUUUUCAUCAUCCUCCCUCUCCGGAAAGAUUUCCUCCUCCAUCAACUAACUCUUUGAACACUGCUUUUGAAUCGGCAUGUGCAACUUUGAUGUCAUAAUGCUUUGCAUUGAUGAGCAGAUUCACCUUCGUACAUUUAUCUAGCUUCUCCCAUGUAGGGUUUUCCACAAACGCUUCCAAAUUAAAGUCCAUGGCUUUUAUUUUUAUUUUAUUCGCCUGUGUGUUUAUGCAACUUUCAAAAGGAUUCCACCAAUCUUAUAACCCCGCAGGGCAGAUGGCAGUGACAGAAAUUCUGCCACAAAAGUGUAUUUUGAACACUCAAAUAUCUGGGCACAGCAGAGCUUCAGAGUAGGUGGUUAGAGCGACUACCAUACUCAUGGGAAAGAAGAUCCCGGACAAGCCCCCAUUUUGUUAUGUUCCCCAGCUAGAAAACCAAAUAAUGUCGCCCAAACAGAAGGGGGAACUACCAGAGUCACUGACCACAACCAAAACAAAACAGGUGGGGUUUUAGGAGGGGUUCUGAAAGACACUCAUAGGGGUGUCCACUGAAAGUUGACUAGCAACAACAACUGGGACCUAAAAGACACCCACCAUGAGCACCCACUACAUUUGCCCAAGAACAGGCAAACAAAAUAAAAAUCCACACCAAACUUAAAGACAGGAAGUGGAGCAAGACAAAAACAGGGAACAUCAGAUAAAGGAUUGUUUUUCUAGAAAUCAAACAGGGAGAACUCUCUACAUUUACAUUUUUACAUUUUCGUCAUUUAGCAGACGCUAUUAUCCAGAGCGACUUACAAAUUGGUGCAUUCACCUUAUGAUAGCCAGUGGGACAACCACUUUACAAUAUAUGUAUAUUUUUUGGGGUGGGGUAAGGGGGGGGUAGAAGGAUUACUUUAUCCUAUCCCAGGUAUUCCUUAAAGAGGUGGGGUUUCAAGUGUCUCUGGAAGGUGGUGAGUGACACCGCUGUCCUGGCAUCGUGAGAGAGCUUGUUCCACCAUUGGGGUGCCAGAGCAGCGAACAGUUUUGACUGGGCUGAGCGGGAACUGUGCUUCCGCAGAGGUAGGGGGGCCAGCAGGCCAGAGGUGGAUGAACGCAAUGCCCUUCGUUUGGGUGUAGGGACUGAUCAGAGCCUGAAGGUACGGAGGUGCCGUUCCCCUCACAGCUCCGUAGGCAAGCACCAUGGUCUUGUAGUAGAUGCGAGCUUCAACUGGAAGCCAGUGGAGUGUGCGGAGGAGCGGGGUGACGUGAGAGAACUUGGGAAGGUUGAACACCAGAUGGGCUGCAGCGUUCUGGAUGAGUUGUAGGGGUUUAAUGGCACAGGCAGGGAGCCCAGCCAACAGUGAGUUGCAGUAAUCCAGACGGGAGAUGACAAGUGCCUGGAUUAGGACCUGUGCCACUUCCUGUGUAAGGCAGGGUCGUACUCUGCGAAUGUUGUAGAGCAUGAACCUACAGGAUCGGGUCACCGCCUUGAUGUUAGCGGAGAACGACAGGGUGUUGUCCAGGGUCACGCCAAAGCUCUUUGCACUCUGGGAGGAGGAAACAGAGUUGUCAACCGUGAUGGCGAGAUCAUGGAACGGGCAGUCCUUCCCCGGGAGGAAGAGCAGCUCCGUCUUGCCGAGGUUCAGCUUGAGGUGGUGAUCCGUCAUCCACACUGAUAUGUCUGCCAGACAUGCAGAGAUGCGAUUUGCCACCUGGUUAUCAGAAGGGGGAAAGGAGAAAUUAAUUGUGUGUCGUCUGCGUAGCAAUGAUAGGAGAGGUCAUGUGAGGAAAUGACAGAGCCAAGUGACUUGGUGUAUAGCGAGAAUAGGAGAGGGCCUAGAACUGAGCCCUGGGGGACACCAGUGGUGAGAGUACGUGAUGCGGAGACAGAUUCUCGCCACACCACCUGGUAGGAGCGACCUGUCAGGUAGGACGCAAUCCAAGAGUGAGCCGCGCCGGAGAUGCCCAACUCGGAGAGGGUGGAGAGGAGGAUCUGAUGGUUCACAGUAUCAAAGGCAGCAGAUAGGUCUAGAAGGACGAGAGCAGAGGAGAGAGAGUUAGCUUUAGCAGUGCGGAGAGCCUCCGUGACACAGAGAUGAGCAGUCUCAGUUGAAUGACCAGUCUUGAAACCUGACUGGUUUGGAUCAAGAAGGUCAUUCUGAGAGAGAUAGCAAGAGAGUUGGCUAAAGACGGCACGCUCAAGAGUUUUGGAGAGAAAAGAAAGAAGGGAUACUGGUCUGUAGUUGUUGACAUCGGAGGGAUCGAGUGUAGGUUUUUUGAGAAGGGGUGCAACUCUCGCUCUCUUGAAGACGGAAGGGACAUAGCCAGCGGUCAAGGAUGAGUUGAUGAGCGAGGUGAGGUAAGGGAGAAGGUCUCCGGAAAUUGUCUGGAGAAGAGAGGAGGGGAUAGGGUCAAGCGGGCAGGUUGUUGGGCGGCCGGCCGUCACAAGUCGCAAGAGAGGGGAGAAAUAAGUCAAAGCAUAGGGUAGGGCAGUGUGAGCAGGACCAGCGGUGUCAUUUGACUUAACAAACGAGGAUCGGAUGUCGUCAACCUUCUUUUCAAAAUGGUUGACAUAGUCAUCCACAGAGAGGGAGGGGGGGGGAGGGGGAGGAGGAUUCAGCAGGGAGGAGAAGGUGGCAAAGAGCUUCCUACGGUUAGAGGCAGAUGCUUGGAAUUUAGAGUGGUAGAAAGUGGCUUUACCAGCAGAAACAGAGGAAGAAAAUGUAGAGAGGAGGGAGUGAAAAGAUGCCAGGUCCGCAGGGAGUCUAGUUUUCCUCCAUUUCCACUCGGCUGCCCGGAGCCCUGUUCUGUGAGGUCGCAAUGAGUCAUCAAGCCACGGAGCAGGAGGGGAGGACCGAGCCGGCCGGGAGGAUAGGGGACAUAGAGAGUCAAAGGAUGCAGAAAGGAUGGAAGAGGAGAGAGUAGCGGGAGAGAGAGAGCUUUAGCACCAAUACUCGGUUACAACAAACCACCAGUGUGUUACCACGCAAAGCAGAUCAUUCGUGUCCGUGUCUAACGUUGUGUAAAGUUUUGGGUUAGUUUUGACAGUUUGAGUGAGUCCAUCGUCAACUUAUUCAGCCAGUUAGUUAGCUAGAAUAGUUAGCAUACUAGCUAGCCAUUGCUCUCUGCCAACAAAAAAAACCCUCCUCCCACGGCACGAACACACAGAGAGAGCCAAGCUAACGUUAACUAGUCACCCAUGUCCCGAAUUCCCUUGAACGACUCUGGUUACCAGUAUGUAAAAACGAAACACAAAUGUAGGUUAUAACUUACCCUUAGUAGCUACUGUUAGCCAGUUAAGUGCAAAGCUAGCCACUGAAUCGAUUCAGCCAGUUUGCGUCUGUUCGCUAGGUCGUUCCAGCUAUUGUCUAGUUAGCUAUCCAGGUAGCAACAAGCUAGCUACAUUUCGAGUACAGUAGCUACUAACUACCUAACGUUAACGCUUCAGAUAAUGAGGUUAGAAAAACAGCUGAAUGGUAGGCAGCUAGCUGGCAUAAUUACAGGUACUCUUAAGCGUGAAAUAACAUUGGAAACAACUAUCCACAGUUGCUAAUAGUUACCAGUAGCUACCCGCUAGCUAGUCCAGGUAGUGGGUUAGCUAGCCUCGUGCUUCACCGGGCUCAGCCGAAUACAAUACUUACCUACAAUAACCUACGAUAACUACCUAGAUAAACUACCUACAUCUCUCAAGACAGCUGGAGCACUGGGCCAGCCACUCUAAAAUAUCUCCUGGGCCAGCACAGGUGAAACACCUUCCCACUAACGAGAUGAAUAACCAGCACAGGUGUAACACAUACUGACUAAUGAAAUAUACGUGGAAAAACCAACACCUGUAACAGCCACACCUCCUGAAACUAACCUAAGGAUUACAUUAAAAAAGACCCAGCAUGAAAGUGAAUAAAACCCAUCUGAUGGUUACAUUAACCCAUGUUUUAGUUAAUCCCAACAACCCAACAUGUUGGGUUAUUUAUGCAACCCAACUGUCUGGGUCAAAAUAACCCAGCAUGUGUUCUGUCCAAUAUUUACCCAGCGCUGGGUUACCAAAAAAAUUCAUAAAUUGGGUUGUUUUUAACCCCACAUUUUUUUGAGUGUAAAUGAACAAUUAAUUGUCCAUAGCUUAAACAUAAUAGUUUUUAUUGUGUUUACUCUUUUCCCACAGAUAUUGGAAGACCAAGAACCUGUCUCUAAAGCGACUGAGCACUGGUAUCCUCAUGUACACUCUGGCCUCGGCCAUGUGUGAGGAGAUCCAUCUGUAUGGCUUCUGGCCCUUCGGCUGGGAUCCCAACACAGGCAAGGAGCUGCCCUACCACUACUUUGACAAGAAAGGAACCAAGUUCACCACCAAGUGGCAGGAGACCCACCAGCUGCCCAGUGAGUUUAAGCUGCUCUACAAGAUGCAUGGAGAA